ACAACAGUCUAUCUACCCUUGUUUCCCUGGAGAAGUACGAUGUUUGUGCAAAGCAGCUGAACAAGGAAGUUGAAGUAAUGCUUAGCCAUAGGAUUUAUUUGUUGAUUGGCAGGCAGGCAGGCACUUGGGUGAGUCUCGUGGUGAAAGUAAAAUACUUUUGAAACAUUUACAAAUAUCGUAGCAUUGAAAUAUAUCGAAGAAAACAGAUAAGAAAAAACAAUUGAGGCGCUAUCAUUUUAGUCUCGUAAGAUAGUUAAACGCAUUUCGUUAAUUAAUAUCUAUUCAUAUUAAAUUUACAUUUUAUACUGAAUAACAAAUAUUUUUACGAAGGCAAUAUAGAACAUUUUUGUGCACCGUUUUGUUACCUGUAUGAAUUUGUUUGAUUUAUUUAUAAGGAAAGCGAAAUCAGGAAAUUUAGCACCACCUGUUGGUCAGAAAGAAAAAAUAUUCUUGCAUACUUUUGGGCUGACUAUGAUUAUUCAAAAAUUGUUCCGAAAAGGUAAUGGUUUUUUAUUUCGAUCUAAUACUACAACAAAUGAGCCAUAACAGUACAUUAUAAAUUUAAAAUAUGAUAAGCCAAACUUUGCAUUAAGGCUUAUAUUUUGGGCGACAUAUUUGAGCAGUCUGCGAACAAUCGGAAAUAUUUAAUAAAAAUGUUCCCUGUCCUAAUUACAUCGCUAAGACGGUCGACAGAUAUUUGAAAUAGCUUUUUCGUAAAUUGAUUUUUUUUUGAGUAAGGCGAUUAUUAUUACAUUUGCAAGUUGUCCUUAAAUAAGGGAGUUAAUAAAAAACAUAAAAAUUCGCCGAAUUUUGUUGAGGAAUGACUCCACGAAAUUAUGGAAGGAGCCCAUAUCCCGACAGCAAGUAAAAAACGGUCUGAAAACCUGUCGAUUGCCCGAUAAACUUGUUGGGGCAUCUCAACGCCAAUUAGGCGGUCUACAAAGUGACUGGGCUGGAGGUCCCCGCGAUGACCUUGUUAAGAUCCAGAUGCAGAAACAGGGCACUGUGGCACUGGGUCGACGGCAAGGAAGCUGCCUAUAAAAGCCGAUUUGCGGACCGUAGUAAACUUGUGUAAAAUCAACUACCGACAGGAGCAAACCUAAUUCUUCAACCUAAAAAUACGUUCAGCAUGUUGACUAAGACUGCGAUAUUUGUUACCGUCAUCGGCCUGGUUCAAGCUGGUCUACUGCACGCGAAAUCUUCCGGAAGUGAGGACACCUAUGAUUCGCAUCCGCACUACUCAUUUAACUAUGAUGUUCAGGAUCCAGAGACAGGAGAUGUCAAGUCCCAAUCGGAGUCUCGGGAUGGCGAUGUGGUCCGCGGUCAGUACAGCGUGAAUGAUGCCGAUGGUUACAGACGAACCGUGGACUACACCGCCGAUGAUGUCCGUGGAUUCAACGCCGUGGUGCGUCGUGAACCACUUUCCAGUGCCGCGGUGGUUGUGAAGUCACAGGCUACAGCAGUCGCUCCAAAAGUUCAGUUAAGGCCUCUGAAGAAGUUGCCAGCCCUGAAGCCGCUUUCCCAGGCAUCGGCUGUGGUGCAUCGAUCCUUUGCACCAGUCGUCCACCAUGCCCCAGUGACCCAUGUCGUGCAUCACUCAGCGCCGGCGCAUUCCUUCGUCUCUCACCACGUUCCCGUGCUGAAGACCACCGUGCACCAUGCCCAUCAUCCCCAUGCCAUUUCAUAUGUGUUUUAGAACCCGAAUAAAACUCUUUAAAAUAAC
This is a messenger RNA of Drosophila simulans, 1723 nucleotides long. RefSeq names its product pupal cuticle protein Edg-84A (gene Edg84A). Bases 1130 to 1696 code for a protein of 188 amino acids. The record is from RefSeq and is a predicted model, not a curated record. NCBI's taxonomy places the organism in Eukaryota, Metazoa, Arthropoda, Insecta, Diptera, Drosophilidae. Gene Ontology annotation, cellular component: extracellular matrix. The transcript is spliced from 2 exons.